GAAGAGAAACACGAAGAAGAGGAAGAAGAGAAACACGAAGAAGAGGAAGUUUGGGCAACCCUUGUUGCCGAUGACACUUACGAAAUUUCCCAACCCUACCCAUACCAAAUCCGCAACAGGGAGACCGGCAAGGUUCUUACCCCAGUCCUCAACAACUUGGGACACUUGAACCUUAACCUUCGGAAUCGCGGUUCAAUUUCCAUGGGCAAGCUUGUCGCAAUUCAAUGGGUUCCAAAUCCAGGCAAGAAGACGAAGGUCAGACACAUUGACGGUGACAAGCUCAACAACCGUAAGGAGAACCUCGAGUGGUUCUAA
This is a messenger RNA of Trichomonas vaginalis G3, 315 nucleotides long. RefSeq names its product HNH endonuclease family. The transcript has a single exon. Lineage: Eukaryota; Parabasalia; Trichomonadida; Trichomonadidae. The record is from RefSeq and is a predicted model, not a curated record. The annotation marks the transcript as partial.